AUGCCCUCUCAUCCCGUUCAAACUUCUCAGUGCAUCCCAUCGCUAGGUGCAAACACAACAUUGAGUACGUUCAAGGAGACCUCCUCGUGCCUGCGUCUCAACGUCAGUCUGCCUCGUCGAUCAUCCAGUGACACCAACUCUGACAUUAAUCUCAGUGGCAAAGGUCAUGUAAGUAGUAUAGACAGCCAUAAUGGAGACAAAAGAGGCAUCUCUUCACGCUUGCGUCCAGCAAUGAGUGAUCACCGACUUAUGGGCUCCUCUCAGCAUGUUGAAGGAAUCCGAUGGCAUAGCUAUAGUGGAGCACCACCACGCAGUCUCUUCGACGAGGACAUCAAACAUUCCUCUCCAGGCGUUUUAAAGGCCACUGGCGUCCAUGGAGAUGCAUCACCAAACACUUCGGGAGAGGAAGGUACAGGCUUGCUGACAAGUCUUGAGCGCGCCUCUAAAUCGGCCUUCAUUUUGGCACCAGAUGGCAGUUGUGUCUUCUUUUGGUCCUGGGUGGUUUGUGUGGCAUGUCUCUACAAUGUGUGGAUCAUUCCCUUCCGUUUCGCCUUUGAUGAGAUCACACGUGUCACCGCCUCAGUGUGGUUUACACUGGAUUACUUUGCAGACGGUCUCUAUUUCCUUGAUCUCUUGUUGGGAUUUCGGAUCGCCUACCUAGAGAAUGGAAUCCUUCAAAAGGAUCUGCGCAAAACUCGACAACACUAUCUCAACUCCAUACGCUUCUAUCUAAACUGUUUGUGUAUUUUGCCCCUCGAUCUUCUCUACAUUUCCGUGGGUGUUAUGUCACUUCUACGUAUUCUGCGUUUUGUAAAGCUCUACAAACUCUUUGAAAGCAUUGACAUGGCUCAACGUCACACCAUCCAUCCAAAUGUCUUCCGUGCUUUUGGCUUCAUCAUCAUUACUCUAACCGGAUUGCAUUGGAAUGUGUGUUUCUAUCAGUCGGCAGUGCGAUCCCUCGGUACACAUCACAACACCACCAAUGACGUCUUAACCACUUAUCUACGCGCAGCUCAUGACAGUUUGCUUUGUCUGACCCUUCAAAAGGCGCCUCAUCACCUCACCGAAGGGGGCAACCCUCGACAACUCUACGCCUUUCUCAUAUUCGAGGGAUUGAUAGGCAUUGCCAUUAUUACCAGCCUCAUUGCCAAUGUCAAUAUGCUGGUUGCUAAUGCGCAUGUCAAUGAGAAUGAAUUUCGACGUCAAUUGUCAGAGGUUCGAAUGUACUUAGUCCGACGCAAAGCUCCCGAGACAUUGAAACGACGUGUAGUGUGUUGGUUUGACUACCUUUGGCGCCAAAGUCACAUUCCAGACGAGCAGAGAGUGUUCAAACACCUGCCAGAUCGGUUAAAAGCCGAGGUGGCCAUUCAUGUACACUUGGACAUGCUCAAACGUGUGGACAUGUUCCAAAACACCGAGGAGGGCUUCCUCCUAGACCUGGUCUUGCGUCUUCGACCUGCACUCUUCUCACCCGGCGAUUUUAUUUGUCGUAAAGGCGAAAUCGGACGAGAGAUGUUUCUCGUGAGUCAAGGCAAGUUGGAUGUUCUUGCGGCAGACGAGGGCACCAUUUUGGCCACACUUGGACCUGGCAGCUACUUUGGUGAAAUCUCCAUUCUCAACAUGGGUAAUGUGGGCAAUCGACGCACCGCAUCUGUGCGCUCUAUCGGGUACUCCGAUCUCUUCUGCCUCUCCAAGGAGGACCUUUGGGAUGUGCUGAAUGACUAUCCAUCGGUGAAGCGAAAAUUGGAGAAAGUUGCUUUUGAUAGACUCAGUGCCUGCAAAAGUCCCCUUCCAUACAACGAUACUUGUGAAGGUUUUUUUUUUGGUAAAAAGACAAAACGACAUCCCAUUUCAGGCGAAGUAGAGUUGCAUGGACGUCCACAACGAAGUGUUUCAUCAGUGUCGUCUGUUUCUCGAAGAUCGCCAUUUCCUCUUUCCCUUCCACUUCAAAUGCCACCAUCUGUUCCACCGUCCAGUCGGCUUGGUUUGAAACGACGGCGUUCUGCACUUUCUAUGAAUUCGUCAUACUUACCGUGCAACAACCACGGUGCCUGGGAUCGCCACACAUCGCUGGAUCGAAGCUGUUCAACAAAAACUGCCCCAAUUCUCCACCGCCAAUUCUCUCUUCAAUGUAAUUACGGGGAGACUCUAGAAUCCGUUACGCAGACUCAACGUCGAGCUAUCACUUCAGCAGUUCUUCGUUCAAUGCACAAUCCUAGCGAAGAAGCUCCAGCUACAUCCAUUCUCCUUCCACCCGAUGUUGCAAACAAUCCUAUUCCACAAAUUCGUUUUGAAAGAGCUGCUACACCGGUGGGACGGCCAAAUCUGGAGACUGAAUUGAAGCCACUUCCAGUUCAGUUCAGCAUCCCCGAGGACAUUCGAGGGGAAGAGCAGAGUCAGACUCUGUUGCAGUUGCCUGAAUCAACCAAUCACCUCUUCAAUGCCUCCACAUCCACCUCCGCUUCAGGCUCUGGUUGCGGGUCUGCUUCAACCUCACCCUUUUUGGCACACUCGGCUCAGCUGAAUCUGCUUCUCGAGCUCCAGCAGCGUGUAGCUUCACUUGAGUCAGAAAAUCGAGUGCUCUCCAUGUGUCUGCUGCAAUCCAUGGGACAGACUGAAGCGACUGACCGACCGACAGUUUGA
This is a messenger RNA of Hydatigera taeniaeformis, 2643 nucleotides long. NCBI's taxonomy places the organism in Eukaryota, Metazoa, Platyhelminthes, Cestoda, Cyclophyllidea, Taeniidae. The record is from the annotation of a GenBank genome assembly.